Xiphias gladius (swordfish) is the source of this 1107-nucleotide messenger RNA. It is a transcript of the gene drd1a, whose product is annotated as dopamine receptor D1a. The record is from RefSeq and is a predicted model, not a curated record. Gene Ontology annotation, cellular component: membrane. The coding region runs from base 1 to 1107 and encodes 368 amino acids. Gene Ontology annotation, biological process: adenylate cyclase-activating adrenergic receptor signaling pathway. NCBI's taxonomy places the organism in Eukaryota, Metazoa, Chordata, Actinopteri, Istiophoriformes, Xiphiidae. Gene Ontology annotation, molecular function: G protein-coupled receptor activity. The transcript has a single exon.
AUGGAUCUCAAGAACUUCACAACUGUCGUCGACAGUGGGUUCUUGGAUGACGCAGCAUCGAGCCGUGUCCUGACCGGCUGCUUCCUCUCGCUGCUCAUCCUCACCACCUUGCUGGGAAACACGCUCGUGUGCGCGGCCGUCACCAAAUUUCGACACCUUCGCUCCAAGGUGACCAACUUUUUUGUGAUCUCCCUGGCCGUGUCAGACCUCUUGGUUGCCAUCUUGGUGAUGCCGUGGAAGGCGGCGACAGAGAUCGCUGGGUUCUGGCCGUUUGGCUCCUUUUGUGACACCUGGGUGGCUUUUGACAUUAUGUGCUCUACAGCGUCCAUUUUGAACCUUUGCGUGAUUAGCCUGGACCGGUACUGGGCCAUCUCCAGCCCCUUUCGCUAUGAGAGGAAGAUGACACCCAGAGUGGCCUUUGUGAUGAUCAGCGUAGCCUGGACACUGUCUGUCCUCAUUUCCUUCAUCCCAGUGCAGCUCAACUGGCACAAGGCCCAAACGAAAUCUUACGCCCCUCUCACCGGCUCAGGUUUAAAUGCUACAUCUUACCACGGCCUGGAGAACUGUGACUCGAGCCUGAACAGGACCUACGCCAUCUCGACGUCUCUGAUAAGCUUUUACAUCCCUGUGGCCAUCAUGGUGGCCACCUACACCCAGAUCUAUCGCAUUGCCCACAGACAAAUCAGGAGGAUCUCUGCCCUGGAGAGAGCGGCCGAAAGUGCCAAAAACAGACACGACAGCAUGGGCGGAGGGUCCAGCAUCGCAGAGUCCGAGAGCUCUUUCAAAAUGACAUUUAAGAGGGAGACCAAGGUGCUGAAGACGCUGUCAGUCAUCAUGGGGGUGUUUGUGUGCUGCUGGCUCCCAUUCUUCAUCCUCAACUGCAUGGUGCCCUUCUGCGAGCAGUCGAGCAGCGGGGAGGCUUUCCCCUGCAUCAGCCCCACCACGUUUGACGUGUUUGUGUGGUUCGGCUGGGCUAAUUCCUCCCUCAACCCCAUCAUCUAUGCCUUCAAUGCAGAUUUCCGCAAGGCCUUCUCCAUCCUGCUGGGCUGCCACAGACUGUAUCCAGGAGGCCACAACAUAGAGACGGUCAGUCUAAACAAGAAAUGA